This is a messenger RNA of Leguminivora glycinivorella, 1135 nucleotides long. It is a transcript of the gene mora, whose product is annotated as cysteine and histidine-rich domain-containing protein morgana. The transcript has 6 exons. The record is from RefSeq and is a predicted model, not a curated record. NCBI's taxonomy places the organism in Eukaryota, Metazoa, Arthropoda, Insecta, Lepidoptera, Tortricidae. Bases 76 to 1131 code for a protein of 351 amino acids.
AGCGGUAAUUUGUUCCAAUAUUCUUAAAUAUAAACAAUAUAAACAUUGACCAUCGUUGAAGAAGUGUCUUUGAAAAUGCCUGAAGAUAAGAAUUUAGUCCAAUGCUACAACCGUGGUUGUGGCCAACAAUUUGACCCAAAUCAUAAUGAUAAAGAUGAUUGCCAUCAUCAUCCAGGAGCUCCCGUGUUCCACGAUGCCUAUAAAGGAUGGUCAUGCUGUAACAAAAAGAGUGUGGACUUCACUGAAUUCCUCAACAUAAAAGGUUGCACUGUAUCGAAACACUCUAAUGUGAAACCACCAGAACCAGAAAAGAAGGCUCUUGAUAAGGAGCUUGAGAAAAAGGAUGUGAUAGAAGUGAGAGCCCCAAUAGUGGGGCCACAACUGACCCGGCCACCUUUUGACACUCCUAUGGUGGCACUCGAAGCCCGUAUUGCUGAUUCACUCAAACAGCUUGUCCAGAAUUCACAAAAACCAGUAGCUGCAGCUGAUGACGGAAAUGUUACUGUAGGCACCAGUUGCAAGAAUGGUGGCUGUUCAACAUCAUACGAAGGUCCCCAAACAAAUGACACAAUCUGCACUUACCAUCCAGGCUGUCCUGUAUUCCACGAGGGCCUGAAGUUCUGGUCAUGUUGCCAGAAGAGGACAACUGACUUCAAUGUUUUCUUGAGUCAGCCGGGCUGCACUACAGGCUCUCAUAAAUGGACUAAAGAAGGCCCUGCAGCCGGUACAGUGAAAUGUCGCUGGGACUGGCACCAGACGCCCGACUAUGUCAUCGUCAGCGUGUACGCUAAGAAGUACGACCCCACACUGAGCUUCGUGAAGCUGAACCCCAUCAGGCUGAACACCAAACUGGUGUUCAGGGAGGAGGGUGAUGCCGUAUUUGAAUUGGACCUUGAACUUCGUGGUGUUAUAAGCAUUGAAAACAGUAGUGCAUCAAUGCUGCCUUCUAAAGUAGAAAUCAAGUUGAAGAAAGCAGAACCCGGUGCCUGGGCCAAACUGGAUUUUCCCAGAGCAGAACCAAAGAAGGAGCAGCCCAAACCACAGGAACAAAUACCAGUAGAAGACGACUCUGUUGACCUAUCUACUGUAGAAGCUAUAAGGUCUAUUGGACAAGUAAAUAUGUCAGAGUAAAGUA